This is a messenger RNA of Linum trigynum, 3696 nucleotides long. The record is from the annotation of a GenBank genome assembly. NCBI's taxonomy places the organism in Eukaryota, Viridiplantae, Streptophyta, Magnoliopsida, Malpighiales, Linaceae.
GCUCCUCUUUGAUACUUCCUCGCGCUUGAGGCAGUAGCUAGGAGAGGGAGCUUCAACACUAGUAUUGCCUCAUGAAAUUCAUUUCGUAAGUGGGUGGCCGAUUCAUAUAUAACAUAUUAAUUUGACUGUUUGUUUUAUGGGCUAUCUACAGACUACGAGUGGGCAAUUUAAUAAAGCAUAUACUCAAACCUAGACCUGGCAAUCGAGUCGGGUUGGGUAAUUUUGGGUCGAGACUUUCGGUUACGGGUUGGGUCGUGUUUGCUAGGCUAAUUUCGGGUCAAAUAUUGACCCAACACAUUCGGUUUCGUGUCGGGUUACAGGUCGUUUCGGGUUAUUAGCGUUCUCAGAAACAAUAUCAAGCAUGCUUCAUAUUUUCUUCAAGAACACAAAUUUUCACAAAUGCAUGACAACGGUUUACCUAACACAUGUCCAUUAACAUAUUCUCAAAUCUUCCCAUGCUAAUUAAAUGAAAUACAAAUUACACAAAUCGUCAAAAAACAAUCACAAGAGUAAUGUUAUUACAAGAAACACAUGAUAUUUGAUUAUCCUUAAGCUCCAAACAUAUGUCAUUCAAAUCCAUGUGAAUUUAUUUAAAUAUCUCACCAAUUUAAGAGUGGUUUUAUCAUUUUGGGAGUGAUAUAUAAAAUGGAGCGGGUCUAACGGGUCGACCCGCUAACCCACCCAACCUGACCCAAAAAAUUGCGGGUUAUCGGGUUCGGAUCAUUCGGGUUUCGAGUUAUUAAAACUUCUACUUUUCAAGCGGAUUCGGGUCGGGUCAACGGGUUGGAUUGUAAUUUGCCAGGUAUACUCAAACCCAAUGUGGAUCUAGUGAAUGGAAACCAUAUACAUGUCCACUUAGGAUUUUAUUAAAUCUCUCGGUGAAACUUGUAAGAUAGUUGAGGUUGUGGUUCAAAAUACCAAGACCAAAACACACAUAUUCUUCCCAUCAAGAAUACCAGGAGAUUGCCAUAGUGAAAUUGAGAGGACUUGGUUGAGGAAGCUGCAAAACCUCUCAGAUCGUGUACCGAAAGACAUUGUUCGGUUAUUGAUCAUCCAAUAAUUUGUGCAUAAAUUUUAGAUGGUCAACAUGAAUGCAAGUAUUUUCAAUCCACCUUCCAUAAUUUAACAAUAUGUUAAUUCGAUGAAUUGCUUGUGCAAAUUGUGUUUCAGCUAAACAAGUGGUAUUAGAGGUUAAUUCUAAUUCGGAGUACUAUAAGUCAUUUUAGUGGGAUUCACUCAUUCGACGACCUUGUCAUAUAAGAUCUGCAUGUGUCUUGAGGAUCAAGUGGAGAUCUGCAUAUGGUAAAUCAUUGUGUUGAAAGCCUGUGUAUACAAGGUGUCUGACAAAUGUAGACAAUCGUUGAGAGGAAGACACGAAAUUCAUGGUCCUUGUCGCGAGGGGAGGAUUUACAGGGUACAAUUCAAGUACUAUAUAAAAAAUACAAGGGAGAGCACUACGAAUUUGACCCACGUCGGACAAUAUAAAUAUAUAAUACUAAUAGAGCAUAAAGUCUCAACAAAGAGAUAUGUUGUGGCCUUAACAACAUUAUUCGAAUACCCUAAAUUGGUAGAAGUGGACGGUGGCACCAGUACCGUAAGAAACAGUUAGCACAUCUCCCCCAUUUGGAAGCAUAGACUGAAGGCCAAAUGAAUUGAAAAGCAGAAACGCAUAGACGAUGGAUACACUACCAUAUUGGUUGAUAAAGGCAGAAAUGUUAAUGUUGAGUUUGAGAACAACCUAGGUGAUGAUCCCAAAGGGAAAAAACCAGGAUAUGCAACAUAAGCAACCAUAAUACUCCCGGAUAAAACAUGUGUGUAGUCAAUCUUGCAAUGACUGAUAAGAUUAAGCAUCCAUGCAUGAUCCAUAAUGGCCAAGUAUAACUACUGUAAGGGACAACAAUCUACAACAAAGUGGGUUCAGAUUAAUUUAUCAACCCGAGUCGUUGAUGUACUGACUCACUUCUACUGUCACUCCAGGAAUUGGCCAAGUGAAACCACUUCCUAAAGUAUAGUAUAGCGGGUUUAGGUUUAAAUGUCAACCCGGGUCCUAGAUUUGACGACUACUCAGUGAAUUCUUGUUAUCUAGCAAUGAAACUGGAAUGCAAGUCUAAACUAACAAACUAACAAAGCAAAUAAACGGUUGUAUUCAGGUUAGGAGAGGUCACCCGGAUAUGGUUCCCCCUAGACUGCAGUUAAGCCGGAUUGCAAUUACCAAGUUCAGUUUCUAUGAUAGUUAUACUGCGUGAGGUUCUUAAACAGCCUGAAGUCUCGACUAAAGGUCUUCAGACCCUCUCAAUCUGAGUCUCUAGCGGGCGACUAACCUCCACCGGAGUAAACAGAUUGAGGCCUUAACAAACAAAACCUCCACUACCGGAGUAUAUCCGGUAUAGAAUAGUGAGUUGGCUCCUCGACUAAAGUCACCAACUCCCUACCUUCAAUCAAGGAUGCUCUAUCAACCUAGGCAGAUAUUCUCAUUCUAGGUUAAAGCAGAAACAACAGGAAUUUGAUCAGGAUUCAAGUCAUUCAAUCAUUCAAACCUCAAUCGAAUAUAAUCAAAUCAUAGAAUCAGUACUUGGGUUCAUACAAUCAAAGCCUAACAUACAAAUCUAGGGUUCUCCAUACCCAGAUGAAUGGGAGAACUACUCCAUGGAGAAAGAAGCAAAAGCAGAAUCAGACGCGGAAUUCAUACUGUGAAGGAUGGAUUCCUGCUCCUGGACGUUGAUCGGCACUUCUCCAAGCUCAAACUGGCCUCCAAUGGUGAUGAAGAUCAAGCUAGGGCACUUGGAGACUCUUGUUCGUCGCUUUCUCUCUCUAGGAAUCGCUCUAUCUCUCUCAAAACUCGAAUCCCCUUCUCUUUGGCUGAAAAUCUGCUUAAAAGGGCAUCAGUGGCCAAAGCACGGUCGAGGGCACGGCCGUGUAAUGCCUCAGCCCGCCCGUGCUUUGGCUAGGGUUAAUUACACGGCCACCUGUUGGGAGAAACACGGACGUGCUUUUGGGAGGACACGGCCGUGCUUUGGUGGACACGGCCGUGCUUUCAGCCCGUGUUUGCAGCUUGAAUUUGCCAAACUCAAUUAGCUCUCAGCAGUAAAAGCAUGGCCACAGAACACGGCCGUGUUCUGUUUUAGGUGUGCCCGUGUUUUGGCUCCAGCUCGACGAAAUGACUUUCGAAUGCCCCGAAACUCGUGCUUAGCCUUUCCUUUGACGCCUGGGACCUGAAAUAUGACAAAAUAGCACAACCCGGCGUAAAAUAGGCCAAAAAUACAUGACUAUGCCCCUCAAACGGAUAAGAACUAGGGGCGCAAAUAUGUGCAGUUACAUCGUUAUCAUGUACUAUUUACUCAGCAAAUUCUAUUUUAUCUAGCGGUCAAGUUGUAGGUAAGUUGUUCGCUAAAAGAGCAGAAAAAUAAGCGAGUAAAUAGUUCUAGUUUUCUAAAGCAAGAGAUCACUACAACAAUUUUGGGGUAUUGUGACAACGACGUUCGUCACAACAGAUCCUACAUUUGUCAUAAUAGAUCUAUUAUGACAAAAAUAUUUGUCAUACCGUUGGUCAAAACUACCUCGUCAAAAUAGCUCUAUUAUGACAAAAAAAUAGGCAUCUUGUCACAACAUGUUCCAGUGGCACGCCGUGCACAUUUUGUCAUAACAGGCAUCUUGUUAUGACAAAAUGUUUUGUCAAAAUAUAGAAAUGCUUCGUCA